Messenger RNA from Linum trigynum, 1783 nucleotides. The record is from the annotation of a GenBank genome assembly. NCBI's taxonomy places the organism in Eukaryota, Viridiplantae, Streptophyta, Magnoliopsida, Malpighiales, Linaceae.
CGUAAUACAAACGAAAGACCAAUAAUCCUGCUACAUGUUAUCUUUGCAAAAAAUAAUACAAAAUUGAGACACGAAUCAAGUCGAGAGCUCGAGAUCAUCAAUAUUAAUGGCUUGUUAUGGACUUGAAAUGGUUCCCUCAUCAGUCAUCACCAUCUUCUUCUGCCACCACCUUUUUAAUUUCGUUAUGGGUCCUCCUUCCCCUUUUCUCUUGCUUUCUAUCUUUGAAUUAUUUCCUUCCCAACCCAUCACUCCAUCAGCUAAUCAAAACUUUUGGACCAGACAUUAUUAUUAGGGUUAAUACCUUAGUUUGGCCCGAAGUUUGGCAUUAGUGACAGUUCUGGCCUUAUUUUUCAAAUAAGACAUUUAUGGCCUACUUUUGAAACUAUUGGACUAAUUUGGCCCAAAAUUUUCUUUGACCGUUAAUAUUAACGGUCAAACACUAUUCCGUUAGUGACUCAACACAAAAUCGCUGAUGUGGCAUGCCACGUCAUUAAAUAAUAAUAUUUUAAUUUUAUAAUUCGAUUAAAAUAAAAACUAAGAAAUUCCAAUUCCAAACCUCCAAACCCUAAACUGAAUUAAACAUCCUCAUGGAAGCCCAUUUUAAAUUUGUCUCCUUCACCUUCAGAUCGGAAACCCAUUUUCUUCCGAACUAUAUUAAGAAUUUGUCUCGUUCACCUUCAGAUCGGAAUCAAACAUCCUCGUGGAAGCCCAUUUUCAAAAAUGACGACUCAAACGCUCACCGAACUGCUAAGCGCGUCGCCCAUGUGUUCCCCGACCGCCACGCCCCAUCCCAUUUGUUUCCGGCAAACUCGAUCUCACCCACCUCUCGCCUAGCCGCGGUCGGCAUCGUGGUCGCGCUCACUUUCCCCAACACCGUGAUUCGAGUCAGAGCAACAGCGGCGCCGCUCAACGCCGCCUGCACGGCGAAGGAAUUCGAGUUCUACCUAUCGGACUCGGAAUCCAAGCGAUUGCUCACUUUGUGCGAGGGAAACACGGCGGCCGAAUCCGCCGCUUCGAAGCUCCAAGUUCGCCACGCCACUGCAGCUCUCUCCGCAGAAGAUUCUAAGCUCGCGCUCUCUCUCUUCCUCCUCCGUCUGCGUCAAGAGCCAGCUCGCCGGACCGAAGUAGCAGGAGGGAGGCGCCUCCUAUUGACGAUGAUGUUUGAUUCAGUUUAGGGUUUGGAUUUGGGGCCAAGGGAUUUUGGGAUAAUAACAGGGGAAUUGGAAUUUCUUAAUUUUUAUUUUAAAUUAAAAUAAUAUUAUUUAAUGAUGUGGCAUGCCACAUCAGCGAUUUUUUGCUGAGUCACUAACGGAAUAGUGUUUAAUCGUUAAUAUUAACGGUCAAAAAAUUUUUUGGGCCAAAUUCGUCCAAUAGUUUCAAAAUUAGGCCAUGAAUGUCUUAUUUGAAAAAUGGGGCCAGAACUGUCACUUACCCCAAACUUCGGGCCAAACUAGGGUAUUAACCCUUAUUAUUAACUUAUUUAUGCUCCCCGGAAAGCACUGUUCUUCAUUAAUGAUACACUUUCCACCUAGCCAAUCGUAGUGCUAGAUUCUUCGCAUUAGAGGCUGCGUUUUUUCCACGACCUCCGUGUGGCGAGUGGGACGUGAGCAUUGAGGAGCCAGAGAAGGUUUCUUUUGCUUGCCUUUUGCAAUCAAAGGAGGCGCAUGAUAGAGAUCGCGACUCAUCCAUCCAUCCGGCGCCUUCUUUUUUCCCAUUCAACCCUUCCAAGCAACAAUUCCACCCACCGGCCACCGCCCACUCAAAGUAAAUGCGAGUAAGAGAU